Saxophila tyrrhenica is the source of this 1698-nucleotide messenger RNA. RefSeq lists its product as uncharacterized. Gene Ontology annotation, biological process: carbohydrate metabolic process. Gene Ontology annotation, molecular function: beta-galactosidase activity. Gene Ontology annotation, cellular component: beta-galactosidase complex. Bases 1 to 1698 code for a protein of 565 amino acids. The record is from RefSeq and is a predicted model, not a curated record. The transcript is spliced from 2 exons. NCBI's taxonomy places the organism in Eukaryota, Fungi, Ascomycota, Dothideomycetes, Mycosphaerellales, Extremaceae.
AUGCCUCUGAACGACCUCCCUCAUAUCGCACGCACCGCGACCGCUGGCCAGCUGAUCGUCAAUGGACGCCCAUUCCUCGUCCGCGGCGCUGAGCUGCAGAAUUCCUCCUUCUCCUCCGUCCAGCACAUGGCCGGGUUGUGGCAGAAGAUGGUCGACAUGAGCGUGAACACCGUGCUCGGUAGCGUGUCCUGGGAGAUGGUUGAGCCAAGGGAAGGCCACUUUGACUUCUCUGUCAUCGACCAGGUCAUCCGUGACGCUCGUUCGUACAAUCUCAAGCUCAUCCUGUUGUGGUUCGGUACUUGGAAGAAUGGCAUAUCGACGUACGUGCCUCGCUGGGUCAAGAUGUCGCCUAAACGGUUCCCGCGAGUUGUCGUACAAACACGAGAUGGUAGAGCUGAAGUCACCGAAACCAUAUCGUGUGUGCACGGCGCCACGGUCGACGCCGAUGCGGCGGCUUUCCGUUCGUUCGUGCGGCACCUGAACGAGGUCGACGGAGAGCAGAACACCGUCGUGAUGGUGCAAGUGCAGAAUGAAGUCGGCGUCUUAGGCGACUCGAGAGACCGCAGCGAUGCAGCAAACGAGGUGUACCAGUCAAACGUACCUUCAGACCUGGUCAGAUUUCUCCGAGAAGACUGGCACACGCUGCACCCAGAUCUAAAGUCGAAAUUGGAGGACCGGCACACGCUUGUAGAAGGGUACAACUGGCCACAAACCUUUGGUCAGAGCAUCUACACCGACGAGAUGUUCAUGGCCUACCACUAUGCCCGCUAUGUCGAGAAGGUAGCUCAAGCCGGCCAGUCCGAACAUUCCUUACCGAUGUUUGCCAACUUCUGGCUCAACUACGGCGAAGACUCCAUGGCAAAGGCGUACCCAACGCUUGCUGGAGGUGGCGAUCUACCUGGUGACUAUCCAGCUGGUGGUGCCGUGAGCUCCGUGCUCGAUAUCUGGAUGAAAUUCGCCCCGUCACUGUCCUUCAUCUCACCAGACACCUAUCUCAACGACUAUCACCGCGUGUGCUCGACGUACCGCCACCGCAAACAGCCACUCUUCAUCCCCGAACAGCGGAGAGACGAGUAUGGUGCUCGAAGGAUCUGGGCCGCCGUUGGGGAGUACAGAGCCAUAGGCUCGUGUCCUUUUGCCUUGGAUACACUGGAGGUGGACGAUUGCGCUUACACGAAACAUUACGCACUCAUGGCAUCUGUAGAGGACCUUGUCAUGGCUGCUCAACGAGAAACUAACUCGAUUGCCGGGUUCUUCUUUGAUGAGCCAGACCACAAGGAGGCCUCUUCUCAUCCUGACCCAGUGUUUGAGAUGGCCGGGUAUGAACUUACAGUCGAGCGUGCCUUUACCACCGGCGCGCAAGGCGCAGGCUAUGGUCUCAUCAUCCAUCGCGAGACCAACUCUGAUGGCACUGCAAAGUUUCUUCUGGUAGGUGCUGGGUUCCAGGUGAAGUUCCGCUCGCUCGCCACGGGAACUUGCUUCACGGGCAUCUUGGAUUUCGAAGAGAAGACGCGCGAUCAAGAAACGGGAGAGUUCGCAACGCAUCGUAGGCUGAAUGGCGAUGAGACGCGCAGUGGACACCAGGCUAUUAUGCCGAACGAGGAUCCAGAUGAUGGCGGAUUCCCCAUCAAUAUCUGCAUUCCGGCGGUCACCAAGAUGGCUGAGUGUAUUGUGUACGGGUUGUCUGCUGAAGGCUGA